This is a messenger RNA of Maudiozyma saulgeensis, 2445 nucleotides long. The record is from the annotation of a GenBank genome assembly. NCBI's taxonomy places the organism in Eukaryota, Fungi, Ascomycota, Saccharomycetes, Saccharomycetales, Saccharomycetaceae.
AUGACUCGGGACUACCUGAAUGUCCCGACAACAUCGGGUGCAAGAUCCAAGGGCCAAAGAUCGUUAUUACAUCCACCAACAUAUGAAAGAGUAGACUCCCAAUCUCAGGAUUCAAUAAGUAUAGAUUUCGAUUUGGAUUCUGAAAAUUAUGACUCACAUAACGAUAACGAUACAGAUUUUGACAAUUCUACACAUUAUUCAAGUGAUAUGGAUUUUGAAGAUAUCGAUUCAUUUAUGGAAAGAGGUACAUUACCAGAAUCCCUAAGUAAACUGAAAUAUAUCCAAUAUAAAUUGAACAGAGCAUUAAUACGACCUGUUCAAAAAAAUAUCGUAAAUCCAUUAAAUGAAAUGCAAUUAGUAAUGAAUAAUGAAAUUGAUAGAUAUUUAAAUCGAUUUGGGAACCCUUUGAUCUUAAAAAGAUUCAUAUAUAUUGCUAUUAUGACUAUUAUGCUUUGGGUAAUUGUAUUCUUCGGAGAUUUUGCUACAGGUAUUGCAAAGGGUUCAAAGGGUUCAUUUUCAAGUCAACGAAUAUUAUUUGAUUAUUCUAAAAAAAUAAUAAAUUUGAAAAAAUUUGAAACAGAUAUGGAAUAUUUAUCAAGUAUAUCUCAUGGUUCUGGUACAAAAGGAGACAUAUUAUUAAAGGAUUAUAUUAAAAAAUCAUUUGAAAAACAAGGCUUGGAUGAAGUCUUUGAAAACGAAUUGAAAACAUAUUCAAAUUAUCCAACAAAUUAUUCAACUUUAUCUGUAUUUCAUACGAAUCUAAAGGAAUUGACUACAAUAGAAUUAACGGAAGAAAAUUAUACUCCUUUAACUAUCAAUGGAGAAUUAAAAAAACUAAGUUUAAUUUAUGGUCAUUAUGGCACAGAUGAAGAAUUAAAACAAUUGCAUAAGAUAUCUGUCUUAGGAAAAUAUACAGGCAAUUACAUCUUAUUGGUUAAAUAUAAUAAAGAAAUUAUUGUUAGUGAACAGAUAUUAACCGCACAAAAAUACAACGCCAAAGGGAUUAUAUUCAUCUCACAAGAUUAUAAUGGUAAUAAGGAUGUCUUACAAAUGAAAUCUGCUGGUUUACCACAAUAUGCUACAGGUGAUAUAUUGACUCCAGGUUAUUAUGGAAGUAAAGUCAAUGACAUAAGCCCCGAAGAUUCGAAAUUAUUGACAAAUAUUCCUAUAGUGACCUUAACAAGAAAUCAAGGGGAACAAUUAUUAUCUAAACUUUCCAGAACUGGUCUUCUUUAUAAAGAUGGGAAAUAUAGCGGUAACAUAAAUGAUCUGAGGAUUGAUUUAAAGAGUGAGACUGUUGAAAAGAGAAGACAACCUGUUUAUAAUAUCAUUGGAAGAAUUGAUGGUAGAGAACAAAACGAUAAAGCUAUUAUUAUCGGAUCUGCGAGAUCUGUACAUGGUCCCGGAGCAUCAUACCCUAAUUUUGGCACUGCAACGCUAAUGAAUUUGGUGGAAAUAUUUCAAAACUUAAAGUAUAGAUUUAAUUGGAGACCAUUAAGAACCAUAUACUUUGCAUCCUUUGGUGGUUCGGAGUUCAAUUUUGCUGGUUCGACUGAACAAGUUGAAUUGGAUAUGAUGCCAAUUCAUGAUGGUGUUUACUCAUAUAUUGAUAUCUCACAACUAGGCUUAACAGAUGAAAUUAAUAUUCAAACAAAUCCACUAAUGUCAGCCCUAUUUAAUAUGGAGGCCAAAUAUAUGCGUACAUUUAAUGUCACAACAUGUCCUAUUCAACAAUAUGGUGAUUGGAUCCCAUUUGUUGCUAAUGGUGUCCCAUCAGCAGCGCUUGCUUCACCACCUGUAAAAGAACGGAUGUUACCGAUAGAAACUAUUGAGGAUACAUUCGAAAUGCUCCACGAAUUAUUGGGAGAAAAAGAAAAUCAAGAGAAUGUUAAAGAUAUUAUCUUUUACCUGAUCGAAGUUAUCUUAAAACUGGUUGAUGAUCCUAUCAUCCCUUUUGAUGUCCUAGAUUAUGUCCAAGAAAUAGAUACAUCAGUACAGUCUAUGUUAAAACUUUACAAACACAAGAUUGAUCUGGCGGCUAUGCUGAGAAAUAUACUGAAAUGGAAGAAAACUGGGUAUUCAUGGAACUUAUGGUUAAAUCAUUGGAAAGAUUCAGUUUGGAGAAAAGGUACUAGUUCCGAGAAUGAAGAAAACAGAGAAAAUAGAUUACGUUGGAACGAACAUCUAAGUAAAAUUAACAAACUUAUGUGCGAUGAAUAUGGUCUCCCUAAUAGACAUUUUUAUAAAAAUGUUUUAUUUGGCCCACCACUAUGGAACGAAAAGUUUUUCAAAUCUCAUGAUUAUAACCCAUGGAGUUUUCCAGGGGUCAAAGACGCCAUCAGUACACACGAUUGGAAACUAGCAAAUGAUGAAGUGAAAGUAAUUGGACAAAUGUUUUCGGAUUCGUCGGAAGAGUUCAUGAAGGAUUUGAAGAUUUUAGUUUGA